Ostrea edulis (European flat oyster) is the source of this 1447-nucleotide messenger RNA. Its product is annotated as splicing regulator SDE2-like. Lineage: Eukaryota; Metazoa; Mollusca; Bivalvia; Ostreida; Ostreidae. The transcript is spliced from 7 exons. Bases 66 to 1256 code for a protein of 396 amino acids. The record is from RefSeq and is a predicted model, not a curated record. Gene Ontology annotation, cellular component: nucleus.
GGAGGUAAAUAUCUUGUUUUUCCGGAAGCAUCGAUUCCGCAAGAAGCUAGUGAAACCUGAAGAAUAUGGACAUUACAAAGAUUAUUUCUGAUAUUUCAGAGUCAGAUAUUAAUGACUUUUACAUCACAUGUAAUGGAAAAAUUGUUCAUAGACAAGAUGAGAUUGAAGAGGGCAGAAUUUAUCGGAUUGUACCCAGGGUGCUGGGUGGCAAAGGAGGGUUUGGUUCGAUGUUACGAGCCAUUGGAGCACAGAUUGAUAAAACAAACAACAGAGAAGCCUGUCGAGAUUUGAGUGGACGACGAAUGAGAGACGUCAACAAUGAAAAGCAACUAAAAGAUUGGGUUGCCAAAAAGGCGGAGAAAGAAAAAGAGCGAGAGGAAAAACGGAAGGAAAGAAUGGAGAGAAGGCGAGCCCUGCCCAACCACAAGUUUGAUGACCCAGUAUAUGAUAAACAGAGAGCAGUUGUGGCAGAAAACCUAGAGGAUGCUCUACAGAUCGGAUUACAGCGAGCCCAAACUAAACAGAAAGCGUCAUGUACGAUAACCUCAGAAGAGGAGGCAGGACCAUCUGGAAGUGGACUCAAGCGAAAGGGGGAUGACAAAGGAGGGCCUUGUCCCAAAGUCAAGAAACACAAUGAAUGGUUAGGGAUUGACAUUGAGAAUUUAAGUGAUGAAGAUAGUGACUCCAAUAGUGAUUCAGAAGACCAGAGUGAGGCAGCAUGUGGUUCCACAGAUUCUGAACAGGCAGAAAAAGUUAACCCUGAACAUAAAUGUACAUCAGACAGCGACACCGGUGAAGAAGUGACAUCAGUGAAUAGCAAGGAGACUCUGCAAAAUCCACCUGAAACAUACACUCAGACAAGCUCAGAGAAACCUGAACAGGAUAUCACAGACUGUCAGACUGACAGUAGUACUUCAGAACCAGCUACAGAGCAAUCAAAGAAAACAGAGGUAUACUCAGCAAUACUCGCAGACUGUCAGACUGACAAUAGUACUUCAGAACCAGCUACAGAGCAAUCAAAGAAAACAGAGGAUGAUAAGCCUUUUGACUUUGAUGACUACAGCAGUUCAACUGAUUUGGAGACAUUAGGGCUGGAGAAACUGAAGGCACUCCUGGUGGAGAGAGGGAUGAAAUGUGGAGGAACCCUACAGCAGCGGGCAGAGAGGCUGUUCUCAAUUAAAGGCCUAGACCCCAAAAACAUUGAUCCCACACUGUUGGCUAAGCCAUAUAAUGGGAAGGGAAAGGGAAAGAAAUAAUGCUCCAGUGGUUUCAGUUUUAUGUGGAGAAUAUAGGAUGAACUUGAAUAUCGGAUGAACUUAAUAUGUUAAUUCUGUGUUUGUUGCAAUAUUUUUCAUGAAGUGGAUACUUGUACAAGUGUCUGUAGAAAAUCAUUUUGUAUCUCAUCACAUGGUUUUUAAUUAAAAAUAAACUUACAUUUUGAAAUCUG